This is a messenger RNA of Mus musculus (house mouse), 2489 nucleotides long. It is a transcript of the gene Gls2, whose product is annotated as glutaminase 2 (liver, mitochondrial). The transcript has 18 exons. The coding region runs from base 916 to 1929 and encodes 337 amino acids. Gene Ontology annotation, biological process: L-glutamine metabolic process. Gene Ontology annotation, molecular function: glutaminase activity. Lineage: Eukaryota; Metazoa; Chordata; Mammalia; Rodentia; Muridae. The record is from RefSeq and is marked validated. Gene Ontology annotation, cellular component: mitochondrion.
CUAGUCUCGCCCGCCACUCUUCCGCCCCUCCCUCCUCGCCGCCGCUCGCACGUCUGGAGCGCCCGGGCCGAGCGGGUGGCGCGCCGGGGGCAUGCGCUCCAUGAGGGCUCUGCAGAACGCGCUGAGCCGCGCGGGCAGCCACGGUCGGCGGGGAGGCUGGGGUCAUCCGAGCCGGGGCCCGCUUCUGGGCAGGGGCGUCCGGUACUACCUCGGUGAGGCCGCAGCGCAGGGCAGGGGGACGCCGCACAGCCACCAGCCGCAGCACUCGGAUCAUGACGCCUCACACAGCGGCAUGCUGCCUCGACUUGGUGACCUGCUUUUCUACACUAUUGCAGAGGGACAGGAGCGUAUCCCUAUCCACAAGUUCACCACGGCUCUGAAGGCCACUGGACUGCAGACGUCAGACCCACGGCUCCAGGACUGCAUGAGCAAGAUGCAGCGCAUGGUCCAAGAGUCCAGCAGCGGUGGCCUCUUGGACCGAGAGCUCUUCCAAAACUCCUAACACACUCGUGUCUGGGAUCCAGGUGUGUGAGCAGCAACAUUGUGCUCCUGACUCAGGCAUUCCGAAAGAAGUUUGUCAUUCCUGACUUUGAGGAGUUCACGGGCCAUGUGGAUCGCAUAUUUGAGGAUGCCAAAGAGCCCACUGGAGGCAAAGUGGCAGCCUACAUCCCGCACCUGGCCAAAUCAAACCCAGACCUUUGGGGCGUCUCCCUGUGCACUGUGGAUGGGCAGCGGCACUCUGUGGGCCACACGAAGAUCCCCUUCUGCCUGCAGUCCUGUGUCAAGCCCCUCACUUACGCCAUCUCCGUGAGCACCUUAGGCACUGACUACGUGCACAAGUUUGUGGGCAAGGAACCCAGUGGUCUGCGCUAUAACAAACUCUCCCUCAAUGAGGAAGGAAUUCCCCAUAACCCCAUGGUCAAUGCUGGUGCCAUUGUGGUCAGCUCCCUGAUCAAGAUGGACUGUAACAAAGCAGAGAAGUUCGAUUUUGUGUUACAGUAUCUGAACAAGAUGGCUGGGAACGAAUUCAUGGGGUUCAGCAAUGCCACAUUCCAGUCAGAGAAGGAGACUGGGGAUCGGAAUUACGCCAUCGGCUAUUACCUCAAGGAGAAGAAGUGCUUCCCUAAGGGUGUGGACAUGAUGGCUGCCCUUGAUCUCUAUUUCCAGCUGUGCUCUGUGGAGGUUACCUGUGAGUCAGGCAGUGUCAUGGCGGCCACUCUGGCCAAUGGCGGCAUCUGCCCUAUCACAGGGGAGAGCGUGCUGAGCGCCGAGGCCGUGCGCAACACCCUCAGCCUCAUGCAUUCCUGUGGCAUGUAUGACUUCUCGGGCCAGUUUGCCUUCCAUGUGGGCCUGCCAGCCAAGUCAGCUGUGUCAGGAGCCAUCCUCCUGGUUGUACCCAAUGUCAUGGGCAUGAUGUGUCUGUCGCCGCCGUUAGACAAGCUGGGGAACAGCCAAAGGGGCAUCAACUUCUGCCAGAAGUUGGUGUCUCUCUUUAACUUCCACAACUAUGACAACCUGCGGCACUGCGCUCGGAAGUUAGACCCACGGAGGGAAGGAGGAGAGGUUCGGAACAAGACCGUGGUGAACCUGCUAUUUGCUGCAUAUAGUGGAGAUGUCUCGGCCCUUCGAAGGUUUGCAUUGUCGGCCAUGGAUAUGGAGCAGAAGGACUAUGAUUCCCGCACAGCCCUACAUGUCGCUGCAGCUGAAGGGCACAUUGAAGUUGUCAAAUUUCUGAUCGAGGCUUGCAAAGUGAAUCCUUUUGUCAAGGACAGGUGGGGCAACAUUCCCCUGGACGAUGCUGUGCAGUUCAACCACCUGGAGGUGGUCAAACUGCUUCAAGAUUACCAUGACUCCUACUUGCUCUCUGAGACUCAAGCUGAGGCGGCAGCUGAGACCCUGUCCAAAGAGAAUCUAGAGAGCAUGGUAUGAGCACAGGCCCAGGGGCAGUCCCUGCUUCAGAAAAAGCAUGAGCUGGCCACACAUUUAACCCACAGCCACCAAAAAUACUACGGCAAGCUGCUUCCUUGGGGAUCGACACAGCCAUUUGGUGACACAGGCCAGUGUUUUCUGAGAAUCAAAACGCCCCAUCAGUUCAGUGCACAGCACAGAGAAAAGCCUCAAUGGAUACCUGAGCAGAGCUAGCUACAGAGACCUCCAGAUACAGCUCGAGAGUAGCCCGGGUCUUUACCCAGGUCCCCUUUUCCUCUCUGAAGAAAUCAUCAUGCCAACAAGCAACUUCCUUGGAGAGCCUCUAGCUACAUGCAUAUGUAUCUGCCGCAGAGUAAGAGAAAUGGGUGAGAGCCAAACCACGUGGCUUUAGAAGUCUGCGGAGAUCUGUCCAUCUUAGCCAGGACACGCUGCUACUGCUGACAGCAAUUUUAUAGACAGAGUAUUUUGUGUUCAAAUAAACUUUAAUUACAUGAAUUAUAAUUUUUAUUUUAUAUUUUGCUAAAUUUAGUCGUUCUCUUUCUCCCCUAAGGACAUCAUCA